This is a messenger RNA of Lotus japonicus, 4541 nucleotides long. RefSeq lists its product as uncharacterized. Lineage: Eukaryota; Viridiplantae; Streptophyta; Magnoliopsida; Fabales; Fabaceae. The record is from RefSeq and is a predicted model, not a curated record. Bases 3081 to 4442 code for a protein of 453 amino acids. The transcript has 3 exons.
CUAGCAUGUUACUGGCUCUAACAAUGCUUCAAUAAAUCAAAUAGCAUACAAUUUUAGUCAAAGUGAAUGUAUGCGUGAAAUGCAAUCAAUAUGAUCCGGAUAGUGAAGCAUUCCCGUUCUUCACUAGAUGAAGCAUUCCCGUUCUUCAUCCUUGAUGAAGCAUUUAUUGGAUCAAGCGCUUACCACUACGCCAAAAGCAAUUGCUGUUAGUGAGGGCGCAACUUUAUUUCCUUAUAGCACAGAGUCCUCAAGGGGCUGCGAUGUUAAGCGCCAUGGGGUGGGAUGUUAAGCCCAUCGAAUCCUAAGGGUGACGCUGGAUUAAUAAAUCCAACAAUCUCCCCCCCAGUGUUAGCCGGGGGAUUCGAACCCAUGACCUUGCUCUGAUACCACUUAUUGGAUCAAGCGCUUACCACUACGCCAAAAGCAAUUGCUAUUAGUGAGGGCGCAACUUUAUUUCCUUAUAGCACAGAGUCCUCAAGGGGCUGCGAUGUUAAGCGCCAUGGGGUGGGAUGUUAAGCCCAUCGAAUCCUAAGGGUGACGCUGGAUUAAUAAAUCCAACAGCAUUCCCGUUCUUCAUCGAAUGAUGCAUUGGUGAAGCAUUCCCGUUCUCCACCAUCGAUGAAGCAUUCCCGUUCUUCAUCGAAUUAUGCAUUGGUGAAGCAUUCCCGUUCUUCACCAAAUGAUGCAUGAUGCAAUAUGGUUAGCCAAACAUCGAAUCAGCCUCACAACACAAGCGUUUAGCUCAAAACCCAAUCUCAAAACCCAAGAGUUUAGUGUCGGUCAAUACAACACAACUCCAACAACAAGACCCAAUGUCAAAACCCAGAGUUAGUGUCGGUCAAUACAACACAACUCCAACAACAAGAGUACUAAAGUACUCGGUGACUUUCAAUCAUCACCGUGGCUCACCUCCCCCCUGGUGUCCAGCAAUUCUCCAAAACCCACAACAAAAGUCGACUUUUCCCCGUCUUUCGCAAUUAUUUUCCCCUUUAGUUCCCCUAUGUUUAUUCAUUAAUAAAAAUAGUUUCGAAUCGAAUUAGUCAAGUUAUGAGUUUAUUUCUCAAAGUCUAAGUUUCUCAAAGUCUCUAGUUUUCAAAAUUCUAUUCAUUCUAAGUUUUCCAAAAACCCUCCAAAAGAAGUUUCCCGAGGAAAGUCUAAGAAUACGAACAAAUGGCUAAGUCUCAAACCCCAAGUUUGAACUUACCUAGGGUUGUUUCCCCAACCCGAAAUAUUAAACAUCACCAGUUCAAUGAGUCCCCACUCCGAAGUCGCGUCAAAACGCACAAUUCAACAACAUCUCAACAUCAUAAGUUAUGGAAAACAUCAUAACAUCAGUUCAUCAUCAUAAUCAAUAUCAAAGUAAAGCAUAAGUCGAAUUUAUCGACGCCUAUCAUGCAGUCAUAGCUAAAAGGUAAGUUGCCCUAACCUCGAGCUGCUCCAGUCUCGUGGUCUAAAUCUCCUUCACACACUUGCUCCGUAAAACCCAAAGUUCCUUCAACUGAACCUCGGAGAAAACAAAGCAGAAAUCCAACAAAAUCGAUUAGCUCGAUCACAAUACAACUCAUUAACGAAAGACAAAGCAUUGAAGCUUCAGAAUACAACAAUCGGAUACGAAAAGACAAGUUUUCGAAAACGAAAAACUCCCCCCCCCCUCACUACAUGCUCUCGGCCACAAAAGGAAAAGAGCUCCGGCUCUUUUUCUUCGAUCAAAUCUGUUUACAAAGCAGUUUUAGGGUAAAACUAAGGCAAAGAAACUGUCGGAAAAAUUUUCGGACGAUCGGAUCGAAAUACGGCUAUUCAGGGGCGUUUUGGUCCAAAAUAAAAGCUCAAAACCUCAAAGUUAACACUUCGGAAAACAAAUUUGACAGCGAUGUUCCUAACGACAUCCGUAGCAACUAAUCCUAAAGGCACGAAGUCAGAUUACGACUUUUCGACAUUAAAGUUUCGUAAUGUGCGCCAAAAAGGGUUUUGAAACAGUUUUUCAGAUCCUUGACAACUCGAUCAAAAUCGGCGAAUACCGACGAAGGUUCUAGGCUCUUGGGCACGUAGAGAAGAUACCCCAACAGAGAAAUCAGGAAAAAUGGACAGUUUUACGAAAAGCUCGAAACUUUGAGCACAGAAACAGCUAAAGAAACGCAGUAGAAACAGUGAUCAGAGGUAAGAAUCAAGCUAGUUACCUCGAUACCUUGAAGUAGGAACGAACUGCGCAAAGAUCGGUCAAGUUUUGGCGAAAAAUUUUCUCUCCUCUCCUCUCCUUGAACUCGCGGCCCCAAAUGGAAGAAAAUGAAGAUAUUUUUGAAUUUUUAACUAUUUAUAGGAAGGUGAAAUCGCAGGAAAAUGAAAAUUUCGCGAUUCCGAUUUUUGCAGCACGUUCACCGAUGAAUUCUAAGAGAGAUUCUGGCGACAGAAUUCCAGAACUCAAAACAAAUCUCAAACAUUUGGGAAAAACGAUCUACAAAAUCCCAAAAGCGGUGUAAGUUAAUCUGUCCCGAAAAACUACUUUUUGCUGUGAUGGUCAGACGACAAAACUUCGUUCUGAAGAAAGAUUGGAAACAUCGAGACAAAUCUGGCAAAGCGGACGGAAACUUCGUUAGAAGUCCCGAAUAGAAAAAGUCUUCAUUCACUGAUUGAAUUUAGGGUUUCGAAGCAAAGAAAUUAGCGUCGUCUGACUUCCGAGAAGUGAAUACUAUCGUGCGUACAGUCCAGGGUUCCGAAAUGAAACACUGGUCGAAGGAAAAAUAAAGAGAACUUUUUAUUUUCCCAAAGAUUUGAAAUCUCACUUAAACGUUGCUCUAAAAGCGAAAUUAGCCUAUUCUGGACACUCUCGCCAUAAGGCAGGUGUGCAGACGACUCGCACUAACUCCUAAAACAACUAUGAAACAUUCCUCAAGCAAUUCCUGAACUUUCGUCUUCAUUAAUCUUUCCCAAACAUCAAACUCCUGUCACGCUUACACUGAUUCUACGCGUGAGUCGGAAAUUAACUUGUUCUGUAAAUCCAGGUCUUACAUGUAUACUUACAACCUUUAAUCAAGGAGUUGAAUGAGCUAUGGAGUGAGGGUGUGGAAACCUAUGAUUCAUCAAUGAAUGAAGUGUUUAGAAUGCGAGCAGCUCUUAUGUGGACAAUUAGUGACUUCCCAGGACUUAAUAUUCUAUCCGGGUGGAACACUUAUACUGCAUAUGCUUGUCCAACAUGUAACUUUGAUACAAUCCCUUGCCAGCUGAAAUAUAGUCAAAAAAAUUGUUUUAUGGGUCACAUGAGAUUUCUGGAGAGGGACCAUAAAUUUAGAUCGAUGGUGAGGCACUUUGAUGGCACAAUUGAAGAAAGGGAUCCCCCAAAGUUAUUAUCUAGGUCAGAAAUUUUGAAGCAACUAGAUAUUGACUAUGACAUAAAUGUGUUGAAUCAAUGCCAAAAGAAGAGUGUAUUCUUUGAUCUUCCUUAUUGGAAAGAUAAUGUUUUACGCCACAAUCUGGACUUUAUGCACAUCGAGAAGAAUGCUUGUGAAAAUGUAUUAUAUACAAUGCUGAAACAUGAAAAGUCAAAAGAUCAUCUCAAGGCUCGCCAAGACCUACAACAUAUGGGCAUAAAAGAAGUUCUUUGGCCUGAUGAAAAUGAAAAUUUUCGUCCUUUAUUGUUUACAAUGACAAAAGAACAAAGAAAGAUAUUUCUAUCAACAUUGAAGAAUGAAAAAAUGCCAGAUGGUUACUCAAGUAACAUAUCUCGUUGCAUUGAUGAAGAAAAAUCUGAGAUAUUUGGGUUAAAGAGUCAUGAUUUUCACAUUAUCAUGGAACAUUUGCUUCCAUUAGCUAUACGUAAUGUGUUACCUGAUGAGGUGACUGCGGUUUUGGUGGAGUUUUGCUCAUUUUUCAAAGAAUUGUGUUCUAAAAGCUUGAAUGUCUCUGAUCUUGACAAGUUGCAGCAGAGGAUUGUGCUCACCCUUUGCCAUUUGGAAAUUCUAUUGCCCCCAUCAUUCUUCACUGUUAUGAUCCAUUUAACCUGUCAUCUUGUUCAAGAAGAAAAGUGGGGAAGGCCAGUUCAUUAUCGUUGGAUGUAUCCAAUUGAAAGGUUUUUAGGACAUUUGAAGUCUCUUGUAAGAAAUAGGGCACAACCUGAAGGUUCCAUAUGUGAAGCUUACUUAGCUGAAGAGACCCUCAAUGUGUAUUCACGAUAUGAAGGUGUUGAAUCAAGGAUGACUAGAGGUCGGCGUGUUGAUGAUAAUCCAAAUAAUAAUGGAACUUCUCAAAUGUCCUCCAUUUAUCCUCAAUUAGGUAGACCAGUAGGAAGGUCAUCAGCUUUCACUUUGACCCCAUUAGAAAAAAUACAAGCACAUCGAUAUUUGUUGCUGAAUUGUCCGAAGGUUGAGCCAUAUGUCGAUGAAUUUAAAGCAGUCAUUAAGAGGAGGACUAGAAGCCGACACCUUCAGCUACUGAGAUUGAAAAGAUAGUUGCUAAAGAUUUUGCAAAUUGGUUUUCUCAACGGGUGUGUUGAAAAUGAAUUUAAUAUUUAGUUUUAACCUUUUUUUUACUAAAACUAAUUGUUUGUU